AUGUCCGCCGCCACCCCGCCUGACAAGCCGCUCAGCUACGCCAGCUCGGGCGUCGACAUCGACCGCGAGUCGAGUAGCGUCGCGGCUCUCAUCGGCGCGCUGGGUCGCGGCGCGUCGUCGCGCCCCGCCGGCACGCUCGGCGCGCUCGUGGACCAUGCGGGCGGCUUCUCCGGCCUCAUCGAGUUUGGCGACCGCCUGCUCGCGCUGUGCACGGACGGCGUCGGCAGCAAGCUGCUCCUCGCGGCCGAGCUGCGCUACUACGAGACCGUGGCCAUCGACUGCAUGGCCAUGAACGUCAACGACCUGCUCUGCAUCGGAGCCGAGCCGCUCGCCUUUGUCGACUACAUUGCCGCCCCGGCCCCGGCCCCGGAUACAUGGGCCGCCAUCGGCAGAUCGCUCGCCACCGCGUGCGAGCUGGCGAGGGUCAGCUUGUGCGGCGGCGAGACGGCCACGCUACCGGACAUGGUCACGGAGCUCGACCUCAGCGGCACCGCGCUCGGCUGGCUUCCCAGGGGGGCCCAACUGGAUGGCAGUGCCAUACGCGCGGGGGAUGUGCUGGUCGGCCUGCCGGCGAGCGGCGUCCACUCGAACGGCUACUCGUUGGUGAGAAAGGUCGUGCAGAAGGCCGGUAUGUCGCUGAGGGAGGCGGCGCCGUUCGAGGUCGGCUCAGAGCGCGCGGGAGAGGUGUGGCGGCACGGAGAUGGCGCGGUGACGCUGGGGGAGGUGUUGUUGAACCCGACGAGAAUUUACGUCGACCCCGUAGUAGACUUGUUGCUAGCGUGCCGCAAGGGCGACGGCCCGUGUGCGUACGAGGACGUGCACGGCAUUGCUCACGUGACGGGGGGAGGGCUGUCCAACUUGCUGCGCCUCAAGAAGGGCGCGGGAUUCUAUGUCGACGCCCCGCUCCCCGUCCUACCAGAGUUUGAGUGGCUUCAGGCCGCCGGGGCCCUGUCCGACUACGAGAUGCAUCGCACCUUCAACAUGGGCAUGGGCUUGUGCAUCAUAGUGGCCCCGCACGCCGGCGCGGCCGUGUGCGAAUGGCUCGCAGCGCGCCUGCCCGGUAGCCGGGCCGUGGGUGCUGUCAACGACUCUGGCGUCGUGACGCACGCCAUCGACUCGGUACGGUUCGAUACUUACUAAAGGAUACAGUGACAAAAA
Chondrus crispus (carragheen) is the source of this 1158-nucleotide messenger RNA. Its product is annotated as phosphoribosylformylglycinamidine cyclo-ligase (phosphoribosyl-aminoimidazole synthetase) (AIR synthase). NCBI's taxonomy places the organism in Eukaryota, Rhodophyta, Florideophyceae, Gigartinales, Gigartinaceae. Gene Ontology annotation, molecular function: phosphoribosylamine-glycine ligase activity; phosphoribosylformylglycinamidine cyclo-ligase activity. The record is from RefSeq and is a predicted model, not a curated record. Gene Ontology annotation, cellular component: cytosol. Bases 1 to 1140 code for a protein of 379 amino acids. Gene Ontology annotation, biological process: 'de novo' IMP biosynthetic process; adenine biosynthetic process. The transcript has 2 exons.